This is a messenger RNA of Aureobasidium melanogenum CBS 110374, 1614 nucleotides long. Its product is annotated as WD40 repeat-like protein. Gene Ontology annotation, cellular component: nucleolus. The coding region runs from base 1 to 1614 and encodes 537 amino acids. The transcript has 2 exons. Gene Ontology annotation, molecular function: protein binding. NCBI's taxonomy places the organism in Eukaryota, Fungi, Ascomycota, Dothideomycetes, Dothideales, Saccotheciaceae. Gene Ontology annotation, biological process: positive regulation of transcription by RNA polymerase I; rRNA processing. The record is from RefSeq and is a predicted model, not a curated record.
AUGGCGGCCGAAGUACAAUCUCUGCAGCCCCUUAAGCUGGCUGCUGGCCCCGAGGCCAUAACAGCCGACCAACGCUACUGGAAAGGAUUCAGAUCACAACAACUGGUGCCCUCGCCGCAUUCAAAUCCCAUCACGCACAUCUCGUUUCCUCCAUUGCCUACAAACCCGCUCGUUACGCCGCCUUCGGACACUUUCGCCGUCACUUCUGGAAGCAGAGUCCAGAUCUUCUCGUCAAAAACACGCAAACUUCUAAAGACCAUCACAAGAUUCGGAUACGAUGAUAUUGCGCAUUCGGGAGAGAUCCGUCGCGAUGGACGUGUGCUUGUUGCAGGUGGAGACAGUGGUGCUAUUCAAGCAUUUGAUACUGGAUCAAGAGCUAUUUUGAAGACAUGGAAGGAACACAAGCAGCCCGUCUGGGUCACAAAAUGGAACCCGAACGACCUCACCUCUAUCAUGAGUUGUAGUGACGACAAGACUGUCAGACUGUGGGACCUGCCCAGCGAGUCCAGCAUCGCGACUUUCUCAGGGCAUCAGGAUUAUGUCCGAAGCGGUGCCUUCAUGCCUGGUCAGAGCAGCAACCUGCUUGUCUCUGGUAGUUACGACCAGACUGUUCGUCUGUGGGAUUCCAGAGCACCCAAGCGUGCUGUCAUGACCUUCAAGCACGCUGCUGCCAUCGAGAGCGUCCUUCCCAUGCCCUCAGGAACACAGGUGCUUGCAUCUGCCGACAAUCAGAUCAGCGUUCUGGAUCUGGUCGCUGGAAAGCCUCUGCAUCUGAUCAAGAACCACCAGAAGACCGUCACAUCGCUCUGCUUGGCAAACAAUGGAGAAAGACUUGUCAGUGGUGGUCUGGACGGACACGUCAAGGUCUUUGAGACCUCAGCAUGGAAUGUCGUGGCUGGCUUCAAGUACCCUAGCCCUGUUCUUUCGCUGAGCGUUGUCGGAGCUGGUGCCACCAGGGAAGACAGACACCUCGCAGUUGGUAUGCAGUCUGGUCUGCUAUCGGUCCGUACCCGUCUAUCAGGAGAACAGAAGGCAGCAGCAAGAGAAAAGGAGAAGGAGAUGCAAGCCCUGGUUGCCGGUACCAUCGAGGAGUACGACAGAAAGAAGGCCAAGAAGCUUCGACAAGGCGACAAGAAGGCUCUGCGUGGUCGUGACUUUACUGGAGAGGGUGCAGAUAUCGUCAUCGAUGGCAAUGCGCGUGGAAACAUCAGAAACCAGUCAAAGUGGGAGUCUGCUCUACGAAACGGCAAAUACGCUCUGGCCGUUGACAUGGUUCUCGGAGCUACCAAAUUCUACAACCCCAACAUGCUCACUCUCCUCACUGCUCUGCGCCACAGGUCCGCCAUGCGCACCGCCUUCAAGGGCCGUGAUGAAACAUCUCUCCAGCCCAUCCUCCGCUGGGUCAUCAAGUACAUUGGUCAUCCUCGUUACAUCAAGCUCACCAGCGACGUCGCUAUGCUACUCCUUGAUCUUUACUCAGAGCAGACCAUGGACUCACCAGAGAUCGACGACCUUCUAGCCCAGCUUCACCGCAAGGUCAGACACUGCUCAGAGUUGGCACAAGCAGCAUACUCGACUCAGGGUAUGCUUGACUUGCUUGUCUCCGGGGCAUGA